This is a messenger RNA of Dinoponera quadriceps, 2357 nucleotides long. Its product is annotated as dnaJ homolog subfamily C member 1-like. The coding region runs from base 198 to 1529 and encodes 443 amino acids. The transcript has 7 exons. Gene Ontology annotation, cellular component: endomembrane system. The record is from RefSeq and is a predicted model, not a curated record. Lineage: Eukaryota; Metazoa; Arthropoda; Insecta; Hymenoptera; Formicidae.
AACGGAACGUUUGACGUAUUGCAAUAGCGGAUAAGAGAUAAUUGCAAUGUGGCAGCUACGUCAAAGAGAAUUUCUAACCUGAUUCUCCGCGCGUCGCGUCCGACAAGUCUUCGCUGAAAGCAACACUAUGUCCUAGUAAAAUUCAAUUUUGCCACAAGACACCGAAGAAACGCUCCUGUGUUAAUAACUAUGUCUAAAUGCGGUGGACAAAAAUGAACGUACGAUUGAUCACUUUUGAGAUUUUCUAUUUUCUGAACGCGUUUAGAUUUUCCCAUGCGUGGGAUAACGACGAAUUGGAGGUUUUCGAUGUCGUCGAGGAGGUCAAUCAAAAUUUCUACGAAGUCUUGGGUGUUACGCAGUCUGCAAAUGCCUCCGAGAUUAAGAAAGCUUUCAGACGUCUGUCGUUGCAGUUGCAUCCAGACAAAAAUUCCGCGGAGGAUGCGGAACAACAAUUUAGGAAGUUAGUUGCUGUUUAUGAUAUUUUAAAAGAUCCUGGAAAGAGACAACGGUAUGACAAUGUGCUUGUCAACGGUUUGCCAAACUGGCGAUCGGCGGUGUACUACUACCGUCAUGUGCGAAAAAUGGGACUAUUGGAAAUGAGUGUCAUUUUAUUCACAGUUAUCACGAUAGGACAAUAUCUUGUAGCAUGGGCGGCAUACUUUGAAAAACGAUACACUUACGAACAAGUUUUAGGUAGCAAGCUUCAAAAGAUGCAAAAGAAAAAUAGAAAGAGCAAGAUGGAUGUCCCAGAUUUGGCUGACAUCUUAGAAAAAAUUCCCACUCCAACCAUGUGGAACACUCUUCCAUUUCAGUUGCCGAGAUGGCUGAUAGGUUCUAUAAUAGCUACACCAUCUACCGUACGCCUUACGAUUCAGCUCUUGAAAGAUAGAAAGGAAAGAAAGAAGCAAGAGGAGGAAGAGACAUUGCCCAACUUUUCUAGGGAACGAGAAAACGAACAAUCUGAGCCGGAAAUAGUGUCGCGCGGAGUUAGGAAACGUAGGGCCGGUUUUACUCCGCAAGAAAGAAGCGGUAGUAAUAUUAAAGAGACCGCAAAGAAGGACUGUGAUUAUACAAAUCAUGUCUAUGAAAAGCCAACGUUGUCGGGUGGUUUCUGGACUGAUAACGACAUAUUAGAACUGAUCAAGUAUGUAAAAAAAUAUCCUGGCGGAACUCCAGAACGAUGGGAGAAAAUUGCGAAUAUUAUGAAUCGUACCGUCGCAGAAGUUACACAUAUGGCUAAGAAGGUAAAGGACGAAGGUUUGAAACCUGGCGAAUCAACAGAGGAGAUCCUUGCGGAGGAAAGACCAAAGAAGAUUAAGACCCGCAUCGAAGGUACAGUGAACGCUGCCGAGUGGAGUCAAGAACAGCAAAGGGCGUUGGAAGCGGCUCUAACGAAGUAUCCCAAAGGUGCAUCUAUAGAUAGGUGGGAGAAGAUUUCAAAUUGCGUCGAGGGAAAGACAAAGGAUGAAUGUCAAGUGCGCUACAGGCAAUUGGUGGAACUAGUGAAAAAGAAGCAACAGUCUCAAUAGUUCAACUUGUAUAGGAUGCUGUUUUUUCCGAGAAUGCACUUUAUACCAGUUCGAGCCAAGAAAUAGUAUUAUUGAACUACCAUAUAAAAACAAAAGAAACCGAAUCUCAAGCACGGAAGCGAGAAGUGAUAUUUCCUGACUACAAUAUAUACAUAUAUCGAUUCGUCUUUUCUGAAAGAUUAUAAAUUUCUUACGGAUUCCUUUUGUAUACAAACACGUACUUCGAUCGAGUUUCGCGUUGUAUGUAUAUGCGUCCACGAAUAAUUGACUCGGUUAUUACUACAGUGCAAUCUAAAAGAAAAAAAAAGCGAAGAACGAGUGAAAGGAAAAAAAAUAAAUAAAUAAAUGUUCUUCCACCUGUCAUCUUAUUGAAUGUUUAUCGAGAAUGUAUUUAUUUAAUAAAUUUAAUAAUCAAUCAAGAGGGAAAAGACUGAAAACUUGUAAUCUCACAAAACUGUCCUCUUUUCUGAAAGACUGAUUAUUAGAAUUUAUAUAUAUAUUUUAGCGGAAAAAGCAGGUUUACGAAUAUACCGGAGGAAUACACCAGAGAUACACAACGUGAAUCGAUACAUUUAUAUUUACAAAAUGUUUACAAGUAUAUAUACACGCAAUUUGUAAAUAAUCUUCAUCUUACAGCUGCAUUCUUGUAUAUAAUACGUUUCGCAUCACGUUUUCUAUGAUGUCUGUUUAUACAAGGAUAAUAAAAAAUAUCGAAUCUAAACGUUCGCAACAUUACAGAUUGUUUUCGUCACUUGUUUCCUAAGCGAGAUGAAUACACACACACACACGAAAUGCUUCUUGUCGCAAUAAAAGUAUCUACCAGUCCAA